Rhinolophus ferrumequinum (greater horseshoe bat) is the source of this 4171-nucleotide messenger RNA. RefSeq names its product retbindin (gene RTBDN). Gene Ontology annotation, cellular component: external side of plasma membrane. The transcript has 5 exons. Lineage: Eukaryota; Metazoa; Chordata; Mammalia; Chiroptera; Rhinolophidae. Gene Ontology annotation, molecular function: riboflavin transmembrane transporter activity; signaling receptor activity; riboflavin binding. The record is from RefSeq and is a predicted model, not a curated record. Bases 3304 to 3975 code for a protein of 223 amino acids.
UAACCCUGAGAGAGCCAAGCUACCUAAAGAUCCCGAUAAGGAGAGACUUCAGGAGAGAGAAGCCCCCAACCCAAGAAACACCCCAAGAGAGAGACAUUCUCACUGACAUAUAUUUCCUAUGCGACCACAGACACACACACACACCCUCCAGCGAACCCCUCAGGGAGACACAUUCCCACAGGGACACAGUCUCCACAGGGAAGCGUUCUUCAAUCAGGAACUCUCCCCUCACCCUGAAAAUCAUUGCUAAGACAGAUGGUUUCGGAGAGAUGACGCCUCCUCUCAAAAGACCCUCUUCCCCAGGAAGAGACAUUUCUGCAGAGAAAAAUCCCCACAGGUGACAUUUCAUGUGGGGAACCUGGUGAGGACACCCCCAAUGAAAGAACCCCUAAACGCCAUGUUCUCUGUGGAAAAUUAUCCUCACCCAUGAGACCCCCACAUCCCAUUCUUACAGAGUGACAUUUUCACCGAGGAGACCCGUCUUCACGGGAAAUGCCCCCUCAAAAAUAUUUACAUUCAUACACCGCCCCCUCUCCCUCUUCAGGGAAUCCUGCAGCCCCUCCAGUGACCCCCUCCCUCAUCGUCAGGAUUAAGAAGCCAGGCCAGGCCGGGCUGUAUUUAUAGAAGCGAUUAGCUUGUCUUUGGGGAGGGGGGCAUCUGAAGCUAUUUUCAACACCCCAUCCUCCGGCAGUGUUCCUACAGCUGAGGCCAAACUGACCAUGCUUCCCAGAGUUGAAGUGGAAAGCUUCAGAGAUCUCCCCACUCCAAGUCUAGGCAUUGGGGGGCAGGGUGAGGAAGGCGCUGUCCAAGGGUUCCGGCCUAUAAGUGGCCCGAGGGCCCUGAAGGGCGCGGUCACUGUACAGGAAUUACCCCUGCUUGCCAACCAAGCUGACAUAGAGGUCUAUGCCCUCGUGUUCCCCGGGCGCUUGUCUCAUCUCUGCUUUUUUGCCUGUGUUACCUAUUUCUCUCUGUCUCUGUUGGUCGGCAUGUUUGUGUUGCCGUCUCCUUGAGUCUGUUCCUCACACUUCUCUGUCCAAGGCCCGGACUCCGCUGGCGUCUGCCUUUUUCGCCCCCGCGGGCGGCCGCGGGAGCUCUCCGUGGUGCUGAUCUCGUGCGCUCCUGUCCGCAGUACUGAAAUCCGUGCAUAGGGUUGGGGGCUGAGGUCAGGGGAGGGAAAGGGCUGGUCGGAGGCACAGCCCAGAGGCUGGACAGAUCUGACCUACGAGCACGCUGGACUUCCCCAAAUGUGCUGGGGGAUGGCUAGGUCCACUAGGUCUUGGUUGCUGACGCCUCCAGUACAUCAAUGUGUGCCCACAGGGGGCCCCAGAGAAGUGCUUCCUGAUUUGUUCAUUUACUCGACUUGUAUUGAGCACCUACUGCGUGCAAAUUAGUGUUUUGGGAUCUAGGAGUACAGCAGUAAAGCAGACAGACAAAAACUCUGCAGUAGCCUUAAAAGGAAGAGAGAGAGAUUUGUGGUAGUGGUCAUCACUCACAUAAACACAUACGCCCACUCUGUGAGCACAGGAGCACACACACACAUACACAUACACUCUGCAAACAUACACACAAACGUGAACAUACCAACACACAUUCAGCAAACAUAGACUCAUAUACUCAUAGCCACAUACUUUACAAACACAUACUCCACAAACACACACACACACAAAUAUAUACCCAUAAAUUCACACUCUGCAAACACAUACUCAGAAAAUGCAGACAUAUACACACUCAGCAAGUGCAGACACACACAAUCAACACAUACUAACACUCAACAAACACAAGCACAUACACAUAGUCCUAAAACCAAAGGAAGCUCAGCUACACAUAGACAAACUCUCACCCAACAUACAGACACAUUAUCCUUCCAAAACAACACAUGGAUGCACUCGUAUAUACCCACUGCAGGAGUGUUUUUCUCAUCAGACUCUCCCACUAGAAUGUCAGCUCUAUGAGGAUUGAGAUUUUCAUGUCUUGAUCACUACUGCUUCCCCAGAAUCUGACAUAGAGCAGGUGCUCAAUAAAUGGUGAAUGAAUGGAUGAAUUGAUGUAAUGUUCCCAAUGGACACAUUCCCAGAAACUACAGAGAAACACAAACACACAUACACAUUUCAGAUGCAGACACACCCUCUCCACACAUGACAACACCCCCUUGUUCACUCAUGGUUAACACUCAUGGUCAAUCUUUAUCCACUGACUUUAUCCACUGAUCCAACAUUUUCAAAGGAUACCCAUCCUGCCCUGAUCCUACAUGUCCUCCCCUACAUUUAUUAUCUUACUCUUACUCAACUGGACACACUUGGCUUGGGACACAUACAGUCCUCCUUAUCCAGAAUUUUGAACACACACACAGACACACACACACACAACCACACAACCAAGAGACACAUAUAAACUGCAUACACAUACACACUCAAACACACACACACACAUAGAGCCACACAAACACACCCUCAUUCAACACCCCCCACACAUAUAGAUCCAUAACCUCAACAUAAAGGCAAACAGGAGAAUGUAUACACACUGGUCCCAAGUCUUCAAGCCUUGGGUCAGCUGGAGCAGGGGGUGGAGCGGUGGGAAACCCCUCCUCUCUGUCAAACCACGCCCUUUUCAGCUGCCACCGUUUCCUGGACUUAACCUUGAGGUGUCUCAGUAGCACCCUAGAACGCAGUCCUGCUGACAGGUAAGGGGUGGCCCAAGGGGGCAGAAGAGGGGAGAGAAUUGUCUUAUCUCUACAAACUCCCAGUUUCCUCUGCCCUGGGGCUUUUUGACUCCAGCAGCUGAGCCCGCAUCCUGACACAACCAAGCUUGGCUCCAAAGGCCCAGCCCUGGGUGGCAGCCCCUAAGCCGAUUGUAGACUGAGAGAAGGUGACCAUGAGAGGGGCCAGCAGGGAUCGAGAGGGAGAAAGGAGACUGGGCAGAAGAUAGGGAGGAAUUACUGGACAGAAAAGGGACAUCUAAAGAGCUGAGGACAUCCCCUUAGUUCUGAGCAUGGAGGGGUUGCCUGACGGCUGACUGGGUGGGAGACCCUGAUGGGUGUGAAGGGGGAACGGUACCAAGGUCAUCUGGGGCUGAAGAGAUAGAGGGGACAAGAGUCUGAUGGAGGAGCUCCUGGGUCAGAGACAGGCCUUGGUGGCCCCCUGGGAUUUGAAGGUCUUUGGCCAUUGCCUCCUCAUCAACUGCCCAUUCUCUGCUCUGCCUGGCACUGUCUCCUGGGUGUGCACCAAGAGAGUACUACUCUGAGCUCCCAGAAAAGUACGGCCGAACUUCACCCUAUAUCCCAGUUGACUCAUAUCACAGGUGGAUAUGGCCUGCAGGGGCCUCACUCGACCCAGGGGCCUGGCUUGGGCCCUGCAACUGACCCUGGCGUGGAUCCUGCUAGCAGCCUGUGGAGGGAGCCGCCCACACCCACUUAGGUCCCAGAGACACUAUAGCCUGGCAGAGAAUCUGGGCACAGGCCAGCUGCAACUGGCAGAGAUGGACACACCAGAGGCAUCGGACCCUGGAAUCCUCCCAGAACGCUGUGGGCAGCCAAGCCCCGGGUGCGAAUCCUUCCUGGAACACCUCCAAGUUGCCCUCCGCGCUCGCUUCCAUUUCCUACUAUUGGGUCUACUCCAGACACAGCCGCUCUGCGCGGAGUUCUGCGAUGCCUGGUUUGCCACCUGUGAAAGCGAUAUCACCUGCGGCCCAACUUGGCUUCCACUCCUUGAAAAGAGGAAUUGCGACCCUGGCUGCAGUACCUAUGGGCAGACCUUCGCUGACGGGUUGGAUCUUUGCCGCUCGGUUCUGAGCUACGGGCUGCGGGUGGCAGUUCCUGGCGCUGGUCACUGCCUCAACAUUUCCAUCUCUGUGCGUCCGCAUCCCAGACACGGACGGAGGUCUCGGGAAACCACCUUCCCGCACUCCCGCCACCCUCGGACCUGGAUCCUGGACACUGCGGGGAGCGGGAGUGGCAGUGGAAGCGGCAGCGUCCCCUAGGGGGCGCCUGGCCUUGGCUGGGAGAGGCGUCGCUUUCCCCGCAUCCCCUCCCUGCCCCUCUAGACACCUAGAGCUCCACCCCUCUCCCUCUCUGCCUUCCAGUUUCUAGAGCCCUGUCCCUCCUCCCUGGGGCUCCAGAGAUUCGCUCCUCUCCAGAUUAUUCGAGCAAUAAUCCAACGCAAGCUCAUUUCCUCCU